AUGGAUUGGGCGGCUUCGAACCUUCCUCAAACGAAACCUAAUACCUCCGUCCUCUCCGAGGGCCCCACCGCCACCCUUAACUUGGACCCGAAACUACAGCGCGAGCUGUCUCGGCUCGAUGACUCCAUCCCGUUCAACCCCAAGGCCCGGUAUCUGCAUCAUACCUGGGCGCAGACAUUCUUCUCGCGCCCGGAGUUGUACUUUCAGCCAGCUACAAUCCCGGAGUUACAGAAAGUGGUUACCCUCGCGCGGCGAUGUCGAAAGCGCAUCUGCGUGACGGGCUUCGGGCACUCGCCAUCCGAUCUCACAUGUACCUCGGCUUGGCUGAUUAACCUCGACAACAUCAAUCACGUCUUGGAGAAGGGAGUCGAUGGAACUCCGGGCCUAUACCGCAUCCAGGCUGGCAUAUCCCUUCACGAUCUGAACGCGGAACUCGCCAAGGAUGGCUAUACUUUGCCCAACCUGGGAUCUAUCGACGUCCAGUCGGUCGCGGGGGUCAUCUCAACUGGGACGCACGGGUCAAGUCUCAAGCACGGCUUGAUAUCUGAGUCUAUAACCUCCAUGACAAUCCUUCUCUCCAAUUCGCAACUAGUCACAUGCUCCGCGACCAAAAAUCCCGAACUCUUCCGAGCCGGCCUUCUCUCGCUGGGAGCUCUGGGCAUCAUUGUCGAGAUCACCAUACAAGCUGUCCCAGAUUUCAAAAUCUCCUGGUCCCAAUCCCUCCACACCUUGACCUCCGUUCUAGACUCCUGGAACACCGACCUCUGGAAGAAGGACGAAUUUACUCGGGUUUGGUGGCUUCCUUACCUCAAACGCGCCGUGAUUUGGCGCGGUUCACGAACCGAUUCCCCGGCUCGCCCACCAAACACCACUUUCUACGGGGGUCUGUUCGGCUACUAUGUAUAUCACAAUCUGCUCUGGUUGUCCAACACCUUCCCACGUAUUCUGCCGUGGAUCGAGUGGUUCGUCUUCGGCAUGCAGUACGGCUUCAAACCGGGCAGCUUCAUCAUGUCCGCGGUGCAGCCUGCCCGCGAGGGCUUGCUCAUGGACUGCCUCUACUCUCAAUUUGUGAACGAAUGGGCGCUGCCACUGGACAAGGGUCCCGAGGCUAUCACUCGGCUAUCUGCGUGGAUCAAUCAUGACGAAGCCGCCGCGCGAAUCCCCGUCUCCAGCAAGGGGAUCUGGGUGCACUGCCCCGUCGAAGUCCGCGUCACGCAUACCGGUCAGGUCACGCCCAAUCGCUCCGGCGUGAGACCGUACCUCGACCCGACCGUCCCCGAUGGACCCACGCUCUAUCUGAACGCCACGCUCUACCGGCCCUACGGCCGCGAUCCCCCUUGCCACGCCAGGUACUACGAGGCCUUUGAAUACCUCAUGCGCGAGCUGGGCGGGAAGCCGCAUUGGGCCAAGAAUUUCUCGGACAACACGUCGGCUGAGUACAUCAGCGAGGUCUAUGGCGGGGACGUGCGCGAGUUUAUGAAAAUCAGGGACGAAAGUGAUCCCGAGGGCAUGUUCUUGGGGGAAUGGCACCAGCGGAAUCUCCCUUUGAAGACUGGUGGCGCGAUGUUGAGGGAGGAAGAAGUCCGCCGGACCAAGAAGGGUCUCGGCUGGGGAUUUGGAGAUGGGGUCUUGUGGGAAGGAAGGCAAAUUGCGUCGUCGUCGUCGGCGGCAGUGACACCAAAGGGGGACCACGAAACAAUCAAUGACAAGGAGGCCAGAGAUCUCGGGGUGGAUGUGGCUGUGGGUGGUAACAGAAAGGUCGGCGACGGCGACGAGACGCCAAGUCCCCCCGCGACCACGACAAGUGAGGAGUCGUUCGACUACAUGGCCAGAGGUGAGGCGAGCGUCUACGGCACUGUGAAGGAAGGUGGUGAAUGA
Fonsecaea multimorphosa CBS 102226 is the source of this 1878-nucleotide messenger RNA. RefSeq lists its product as uncharacterized. The transcript has a single exon. The coding region runs from base 1 to 1878 and encodes 625 amino acids. Gene Ontology annotation, cellular component: membrane; mitochondrion. The record is from RefSeq and is a predicted model, not a curated record. NCBI's taxonomy places the organism in Eukaryota, Fungi, Ascomycota, Eurotiomycetes, Chaetothyriales, Herpotrichiellaceae. Gene Ontology annotation, molecular function: FAD binding; D-arabinono-1,4-lactone oxidase activity.